UCCAUUAUUUCCAAUGAGAGUCGCGUGCAUAUAUACGCAUGGACGCGUGACAAGUUUACGCAUUUUACGUUACUUUUUGUGGUAUUCACAACUGUGAAGACAAAGUGCCGCACUUGCAGCAGCUGUGAUACUAGCUCUAGCUGUGAUAUGGCUCGUGCAGGUUCAUACGAUGUCUGAACUUCAAUUCUUUUUUUAUAUAUUGUUAAAAUAAGUGUGUGCACCACCGCACAAAUAGUUGCUUAUUUAGCACGCAGCUGCUUCUAGUCUGAAAACAUUGUGGGGGAGAAAAAAAAAAAGAAAAAAAAAAUUGACGAGAAAGGUUUGCCGUGUUCCGUGGUUCUUUCUAUGGUUCCGUUUCAUGGUUUUGCUUGAGAUGCGAGCGAUUUGCAUGUUUAGCUUUUACGUCAGUAGUAAUAUUAAUGUGUAAAGCGCUCACUGCAAUCUAAGACAUGGAUACCGGGGACGAAAAAACUCUGCAUGAAUCCCUAAAGCAAUACGAGCAGCAACUUGAAGCGGUCGAACUCGCUCUUGCGUCUAGCACUGUUGAAUCUCAGGCUGCUGACUUAUUGGAAUUAAAACAAAACUUGGAAGAAGUCAUUAGCCUUACCAAAGCGACGCUGCGUGGUGUGGUAGAUGAAGACUCAUCCACACAUCAGGGGCAAGUUCACGAUGGCACUGACAUCGACGAGGAGUUUGCAAGGUUUCAGGCAGAAAUGGCAAGCCUUGGGGCUUCACCAGAACCCCAAGAUCAAGCAGCCACUGCUGCUGAGGACCAUUCUAAGGAGCUUGCAGAACUUGUGGAUCACCUAGAAGGCUCUAAAGUGCAGGCACCAUUUUCCAAAGACUGGGGACAGAUGUCAUACCACAGUGCCAUUGUUCUCUCCGUUAAUGCUUCUGACAUCACUCAUGUUGAUGAUAUCAAAGUCAACGUUAUGUUCACCCACCCUACUGUGUCAGCCAUGAAGCCAUGUUCAUUCUUCCUAGAAGGUCGCUGCAAGUUUAGCCAGGAACGAUGUCGCUUCUCUCAUGGCCAUGCUGUUGCGCUGUCUGAGCUGCGUGAAUAUUCUGAGCCCAGCUUCAGCACUUUCAAACCUGGCUCACCGUGUCUUGUGAAGAGCGGCAUAGAUGGCCUGUGGCAGCUGGCUGCCUUGGAGUCCAUUGGUGAACGGCAAGACGAGGUCAUGGUCUGUCUUUCCCACUCUGGGAAAACAGUGUCCAUUGGAGUUGAGGAUGUCUUUCCCUUGGAAGACAAUAGAGGAGUGGAAAGCUCAGACUCUGAUUGUGAUUCUCAGCCAGCUGCUGAUGCUGUGUCAAUCACUGGUGGCUGCGAGGAUGAGCAGGAGGGUGUGCCCAUUGUUGCUUGGUCUCCAAGUACCGCAUCUGGUUUGCCUCUAGGAGCUUGGGAGAAGCACACAAAGGGUAUUGGUUCCAAGCUGAUGGAGAAAAUGGGCUAUGUUUGGGGGCAAGGACUUGGCAUCAGGGGAAAUGGUAGAACUGAGCCGGUUGAGGCUGUUGUGCUACCUGCUGGAAAGUCACUAGACAAAUGCAUGGAACUGAAGGAACUGGGCAUGACAUCCGAUUCAGCCAAAGUGCAAAGAAAAAUGCUGCUUAAAAUGAAGAGAGAGGAAGAGAAGAUUGAAAGGCGGUACCACAAGGCAGCGCAAUCUGAAUCUGUAUUUGACUUUUUAAAUGGUCAGAUAUUCUCAAAAAAAGGUUCUAAGAAUGCUGGUGAGCAGUAUAACAUCCAGAAGGAAGCAAAUAACAGUAAGGAUCUAAAGUCGGUUUCUAUAAGGGCCCUGGGUGUUGAGGCACUACAAGUCACAGAAGCAAUAAAGAGAGCAGAACGUGAAAUUGUAAGGCUGGGACAUUCUUCUGCCAGGAAUAAAGACAGAGACAAAGUAAUGCACGCACAGGUGGAAAAGAAGAUAGAAGAGCAAAGGCAGUUGAUUCAUCAAUUGCAAUCCAAGGAACGUUCUAUUGCUGCUGAGCAGCAGCAUCGGAAAGGCAAUGACAAGUUGAGGAUCUUUUGAGAGAGUGAGCCCUUUGUGACUGCCUUUUCUCCGUGUGAGUGUGUGUGUGUGUGUGUGUGUGUGUGCGUGUGUGUGUGUGUGCGCACGCACACGCCUGCCUGUUACAAUGGGUGAACACCUUGCUUGAAGUCAUUUGAAGACAAGUGAGGACAAGUGCGCAGUUUGUAAAUAAAGAAAGGGCAGAGCUCUUUUUGGAUAAAACA
Dermacentor silvarum is the source of this 2233-nucleotide messenger RNA. RefSeq names its product zinc finger CCCH-type with G patch domain-containing protein-like. The transcript is spliced from 12 exons. Bases 450 to 2030 code for a protein of 526 amino acids. Lineage: Eukaryota; Metazoa; Arthropoda; Arachnida; Ixodida; Ixodidae. Gene Ontology annotation, molecular function: RNA polymerase II cis-regulatory region sequence-specific DNA binding; metal ion binding; DNA-binding transcription factor activity, RNA polymerase II-specific. Gene Ontology annotation, cellular component: nucleus. Gene Ontology annotation, biological process: regulation of transcription by RNA polymerase II; negative regulation of DNA-templated transcription. The record is from RefSeq and is a predicted model, not a curated record.